Molecule: messenger RNA, 2932 nt
Organism: Equus caballus (horse)
Lineage: Eukaryota; Metazoa; Chordata; Mammalia; Perissodactyla; Equidae
Product: lymphocyte antigen 6H
Biological process (GO): acetylcholine receptor signaling pathway
Cellular component (GO): plasma membrane
Molecular function (GO): acetylcholine receptor inhibitor activity; acetylcholine receptor binding
Source: RefSeq, a predicted model, not a curated record
CUGAGCCACUGAGGAAGUGGCUCCAGAUGCUGGUUUCCAGAGUGUAGGCUGAAGAUAGCAGGUGACUCAAGGAGCCAUGAAAGGCAUCCAUCUGGUCCUGCUGGCCGUGCUGCUGUGCUCCCAGCAAGCCCUGAGCCUGCAGUGCUACAACUGCACUGAAGAAGAGGACGUCAGCAAGUGCCAGACCACCAUCUCAUGUGACUCCACACCGAGCAUCUGCUAUAAGGGCGGCAGGACCUUGACCAAGACCAGUGGGCAGGUAGUCAAGUUACAUUCUAAGGGUUGUGGCUCUUCCUGCGAUGACGUUUAUGACAUGAUGGAGCAGCUGGUGGAGAAGAUGGUUUCAGAGGACAGGUCUAAGUUAGAACUGUGGGCUCCGGACUGCUGUGGAAAGGACCUCUGCAACAGGGUGGCCCAGGUGGGGCGCAGCCUCUGGAUCCUGGCCGGGGGGCUCCUGCUCAGCCUGCGGCCUGCCCUCCUCUGGGCCCUGCUGUGAGGACCCUUGGAACCCAGACACCAAGGAGGAUCGCAGUUCCUGGUGGCCUGCACAACAGCUCCCACCUCAAGCUCGCUCACAUGCACACAUAUGUGUACACUCACACACCUCACACACGUGCACAUGCACACGUGUACACACAUGCACAUGCGGGCACACGUGUGCACAUACUUUCACGCACAUGCGCUCACACACAUGCACACAUUGCUCAGACCCGUGAGUUCUCACAAACAGGCUAUGCUUGGACUCCACCUCCUGCUACACCUGGGACCCAGAGGCCCAGGGAAGGAGGUGGGCAGCAUCCACCCUCGGGUGACCCACGGCCACUCCUGCCCUCCCACCUGGCCAGCCCCAGCCUCAGGUGCCCAGUGCCCUGCUAUGCCAACAGGUGUGUCACACUUUGCAAACACCAUCAAUCAACCACAGACUCAAGAUGCAGAGACUGCCGAGCCCCGGCUGGACAGGGGCUGCUAGGAGAGCGGAGCCCACAGCCCCUCCAGCGGGUCCUCUGCAGAGCGCCCACGGCAGUCAGUAGACAAUAAAUGCUCUUCAGCCCCUCCUGUUCUUCACAUGCCAUUCGGCCCCACGGUGGGGAGGUCGGGGGGAGUUCUGUGGGGGUCUCUGCCACCUGCCUCCGAGGAAGCCUCUCCUGCAGCCCGGUGCUCCCUCGGCCACGAGCUCUGAUGGCCAGGGGGCUAGGGGCAGGGGCAGAUCCUGGAGGGGCCAGCUUCGCACACCAGGGGGUGGCCCCCACUGCCCCCCAUGAAGCAUUUGCUCUGACGCACACUCCCUACUCUCUGAGCCCCUGCUGGGAGCCACACCAGGACCCUCCAUGGGGGGCAUCUGUCCAGGGCCCAUGUGGGGGCUGCACUGCCAGGACACCCUCAGCAGAGGUGGUGGUGGUGGCAGGGGAGGGGGCCUGGCUGCUUCCUUCCCUCCAUCAUCUCCAGCAUCUUUCACACUUUCUUCCCCUCUGAGCACCCGUCCCCUAGGGUGACCCUGAAGCUCAGGGGCUCCCUGACCCCACAGGACCCUGCUCCUCCCAGUGGGACUGUGGUGACCAGAGCUUUGUCUCCUCCCUAGGUCCCCCAGGCACAUCUUCCAGAGAGAAGCCCCUCCCUCCCUCAUUACAGCCGCCCUUGCCCGGGAACUCUGAGUGUGGCUCUGGGAAUCCCAUAGGGAUCGCUAUGGUGGGGUCGGCGGGGCCUCGGAGACCAGGGCUGGCCCUUCCCUUCACAGGUGGGGAAACUAAGGCACGGGGAGGAGUCAAGUGCCUGAGUCUCAUGCCCAUCUGGGGCAGAGACAAAGAGCCUGUGGUGCUGCCCCCGUAGGUCUGUCCAGCGGCUUGGGUGUGACUCCCGCACAUCCACCUCAUUUUCCCUCGUAGAGGCCACGUGAGCAGAGGGACCAAAGUCCCCUCCCGCCGGUCCCUUCACCACCUGAGCUGGAGAGAAGGGGCAACUCAGCCUCAACCCCCGAACAAGGGUGCUGGCUCCUUUCCAGGCUUUGGGACAGUCUGGGAGGGAGUGCAGGCCCUGGGCGGGGGACACAUCCGCCCCACAGGAUUGGGUCCUCCCGCCAGGCAGGGGCUGGGAGGCCUGGAAAUCUGGAAGCCUUUCCUCCAGCACCCCUCCUUCCUCCAUCUCCCUUGCCCCAACUCAGCCCCCGGCUGCCAGUGGGCCAUGACAUCUCCCACCCCACCCAGUGCAACGGGGGAAGGUCCGGGGGCGGCUGUGUAUCGGGGGUAGGUGGAGUUUCAUGGGCAGAGGGGUUUGAAGACUCCACGGAUACUGGGCCAGCCUUACAGGAGCCUGCACGGGCUCCCCCAGCCUGGUGGGCCAGUCCCCUGCCUCCUGACUUCACCAUCCUGUCCCCUGGGUGACCUCAGGUCACAGCCCACGCCCUCUGGCCUGCCCCUGUGGCUUCAGCUCAGGUCACAGAGUCCUCCAAUGUAAGGGUGCCAGAGGAAGGUUCUUGAGGCUGGGAUGUGGUGUGUGCGACAAAGUGAGCAAACCUACCUGUGGGUGAGGAGCUCUCGCGAGAGCCCCUGGUGGUCCCUGAGGAGGGGCAGCCAAGUCUGAGGGGCCUCCCAUGCCGGCAGACUCCUCGACCAGGAGGCUCCACGUCAUCCCUUGAGACUUUUACGAAAGGUGUUUCCAAAAGCCCUUCCCACAGGCCAAGCAGUGGAUUCCCCAAACCCCAAUUGUGGCCAGUGUCUGAAGUCUCCUGUGAGGAAGCCAGUCCAGGGAGGGUCUGUGCCUGGCCGAGGCCCUCCCCACAUGGACCCAGGGCCAGGUGACAUCCCAGAGCAGCCAUGGCCGUCUGCAGACCCGCGGUUUAGACCAGUGUUUUCAUCCAAGCUCAGGGCUCCUUCUGGCCCCGCACAUCCUAUUAACAGGGCACUUUGGUUUGUGGAAAUAAAAUAGCGUACUCCAA